GAGACUUUUAUAUUUUUUAAGUGGCCAACUUUACAUCUCAUAUCCUACUGAAUUUAGUAUGUAAGAGGCAUGUAUAUUUAUAAGUGUCUAUCUUUGUAUCUAAAGUACAGAUAAGAGGCUUUGUUUAAGUGUUUGUAAAAAUAUAUCAUUGUGUCAACAGAAAUUUUAAUUGCGGUAAAGAGGCAGUUUAAAAGAUAAAAUAUUCCAUCGAGUGCUCCUCACACACAAUGUUAAAUAAACAAUCUUAUUUUAAAAUGUUUGCGCGUCGUGUGAAUUUGACGAAACAUUUUAUGGCGGGAUCGAACAAGGAUAUUUUUCGCUGGGAGUCUGGAAGAUUUGGAACAAUUGUUCUUUAAAUUUGUGAAGUUUUGUGUUUCCGCAAUUGGUGUCCGUCACAUAAGGUAAGAUAAGAAACAUUUUACAUGGUGUAGCUGUCCCUUGUUUUUUUGUGUUUUUCUUAGUUUCUUUCUUAAUACUUCCUUAUAAAAGCUUUGGUUAACUUAAGUACUGUGGUAGUCAAACUUUUCGAUGUUUUUUUGGAGUGUUUAAAUGUUUUUGGUAGACGGCCGGCGCAUCUGGGAUUAAUCUGGCCCCGAAUACGAACUUAAACAAGGGUCUAAAUAUCUAGGUAGUCAAAAUUUCCUGUUAGCGUUUCUAAUUUCUCACUUGUGGAGCACUACGGAUGAUUUAAGCCUCCAUUAACACGAACGAAUAUUUUUUUUGGGCCGCUGCGCAGCGGCUACUUAUACCAGUUGCGAAAGAAUCGAAGAAUCUUAUUGUACAAUGAAUCCCUAUUGCAAGGGCGUAUUAAAAAUAUUUCAAUUCCAUGGGUUGUGUUUUUUUAUGAGAAACAAUGGAAUGGAUUUAUAUAAUUCUGAACGUAUUUCAUUUGCCAUAGCAAUAUAAUUGUUGAUGAUUAGCUAAAGUAUAAAAGUAUGUUGCAGAUGUUUCGUUAAGAUUUCCGUUAUAUUUGCCAAGUUUUAAAAAAAUGAAUAUGCAUAGAUAUCGGAAUCGCAAAAAGUUAAAAGAUUAAUAUUUGUAGUUUUCAUUUUUUGUAUUUUCGAUAUGGAUAUAUUCGCACCUGUUCAAAAAAUGAACAUCUAUUGGAAAACAAGGAGCAAAAAUAUAGUGUUUAUUUUUUUAGUGUCAUUUUAUUUCUGUUCGAUGUUUGCUUUUACAUUUGAAUGUUAUCCCCGUAAGCUUCGGACUGCACGCAGCUAACAGAUUGCAUCAAAUGGGGAACCAAUAUUCCACUGAACUAAGGUCUAUAGGUACGCGAAAGUUAUCGACGAAAAAACGGGAAAUCCAAGAAUUAAAAUAUGCAAGAAAUAAUGGUAACAAAACCAUUGGUCCUGUGCCAAUAAAACGAAAUCUUCUGACAAAAUCAAGAAGUUGUGAGGAGCGAAAAAUUGAAAGCAUAAACAUACGAACUACACUUAGCCUCAACAAUAUAAAGUCUCAUCAAGAGGCGAAGGUUGCAGAUAUGGACUCUCUGCAAAACAAAUCAAGCACAGCUCAACACGAGACGAUAUCAAUAAAUAGGAAUGAUGUAACGCUUGAGAGCAAUGGGGAACAGGACAUUAAAAGCGAAACCAAUGAGACUUCGACCUCAAAACCUAUUUUAGGAACUGUUGAAUGCUAUGAUAAAAUAAUUGAAAAGCACGAAAAAAAUGCAGGGUCCAAUGAAUCGAGUACUUGCCUAAAUGAAUCAAUGGAUAAUGUUCUCAAUGAGUAUGAAGAUAGCUCUGAGGUGUCAAAUGAAGAUGAUAACAAGGACUAUUUAAAAGUCCCAAAUCUUACCCCAAGACGUAAUACAUUUUCAAGCGAAACCAAAAAAUCCAGCAUGAAGUCUUCGCAAAUAGGAUUGAAAGAGCUUGUAGUUCUACAAAAACAAAAAAAAGUUAGUUUAAACGACAACGUGUUUAUAUACGAGUCGGAUAGUGACUCGUGCGGCCCUUCGGAUGUACAUACACGUCCCGGACGUUCAAAAAGCGAAGCUUGUGUUGAAUCAAAAGAUGUAGCAAAUGCAAAACACACACGAAGGAGAACUAAAUCAGAUAUUGAUUCUAAGCAAUAUUUUGAUCAAAAGACCAUGCCGUUGCCAAGUCAUCUAAUUAAACGAAUAAAUUACGCGAAACGACACAGGCGUUUAACGCAAUCUAAAUCGUUUACCGCGAAUGCUCUAACUAAACCAACAACCGAAGCCAAGAAAUUACAUCUUAGAAUGCCAUUACGAUGUAGGAUCAAUGUUAAAUUAAUACCUGAUUUUGAUCAAUACGAAACCGCAAGGAGUAUUGAAAUAAAACACGUUCUUUGUCUGCGAAUUACACCGUUAUCGUUUAAAGAAAUCGAAAAAGCUCACCAACUCUUCGAAGCGGAGAUAACCUUUACUGAAGGUACAAUGCGAGAUGUUGUGGACACCGUGACAGGAAAAACUCAAAAGAGACUAGUUAGAGCACACUCGUGGACUGGCUUUUCACAUACAGUAGAGCUAAGCAAAGAUAAAUUGACAAUUCAAGGGAACUUUCAAGCCACCAAUCGCGGCUUGAUACCGUUUUUAGAGUUUGAAUUGGAACUGCAACCCAAUUAUAAAUCUAUACCCUCUGCGGAUACGGGUGAAAAACUUUUAUCGGUGGGCAGGUUUGUUUUCCAAGACACAAGACAAAUUAUCAAAGAAAAAAUAUAUAAAUGGAAAGCAGCAGUCGAACGUUUUGACGGAUUUCCCUCUUCUGAUUCAGAAGAUGAACAGUAAGGUCAGAAUCACGUGUGAGAGUGUUUUGUAUUUUGAAAUUAUAUUCAAACAUUUUUUUUUUUGUAUAAAGACAGUGUACUUAUUAUGGGAAGAAAAAGAAAUUAAUUUCUUAA
Molecule: messenger RNA, 2865 nt
Organism: Hydractinia symbiolongicarpus
Lineage: Eukaryota; Metazoa; Cnidaria; Hydrozoa; Anthoathecata; Hydractiniidae
Exons: 2
Coding region: 1235-2752 (505 amino acids)
Source: RefSeq, a predicted model, not a curated record